Messenger RNA from Cimex lectularius (bed bug), 2532 nucleotides. RefSeq lists its product as uncharacterized. The record is from RefSeq and is a predicted model, not a curated record. Bases 158 to 1996 code for a protein of 612 amino acids. The transcript has 10 exons. NCBI's taxonomy places the organism in Eukaryota, Metazoa, Arthropoda, Insecta, Hemiptera, Cimicidae.
UUUGGUUUGGUUACAAACUGGUUGUUGCUUCAUCAUAGGGGGCACGCCUAUUUUUAUUUUUGUUUAUUUUCUUUUAAAAACCCAAAAGUUUUGUUUUAUAAUUUUUUUAUUUACCAAUUUUGUUAAAAAUUCGACUUUUUUAUCUUAAUGACUGACGAUGUCUUAUUCGAUUCUGGCCUGGUCUUUGUGUUUCAACAUAAUAUACGUGUUAAAUGGUGUAACCGCGUCUGACUGCUUCAUUCCGACAAUAAUCCGAGGAUCAUGGUUUUCAUGGGAGAACGGCAAACCGACACAGACUAUAAUCGACAGCAAGUCGAUGAGCCAAAGAGGCCGUUGUCUCGCUUCCUUGGACGAAUACCACAGCAACUACACGUUCGUUUUCAAGAACAAUGACAACUGUUACCACUGCGUCAAAAUACUCUUGCGUACCGUGAACGUCAUGGAAAAAAUUGAAAGUGGUUGCGUUACGCUGGGAGGUGCGGCCGUCCCGACAAACCUUAUCGAAAGCGUAUGCCAAGAUCUCAAUCCAGAACAACAGCUGAUAACACUAUUCCAGGAGAACUAUGUACCAGUCAACUGCCGGUCGAGUCUCGAAGGAGUCUGGAAAUUUUCUUACCAGAAUCGUUUUACUUUUACGGGCGAGUGCACGCAUCCUGACGCUUAUAUCAAAUCGUGCCAGGAGCCCGGGAACCAGUUUUUAAUAACAAACCAGAAGUUCAACAUAACGUACAAACGAUGCGAGGGUAUGUCAGGGACGUUCGACGGCGUCGUCGAAUACUCCUGCCUCGGGGAUUGGUUCGUAGACAAGAACCAUUUUUUCGCCGUCGCCAAUACGAAAGAAUCGAGGAAAGACGAAAAGUACCGCUGUUUCCUCAAGAACCGAGAUGACGACCUUUACCUCGGCGUUUCAAUAACGGCUGAGUGCAAUACGCUCAAGACGGUCGAAAAAAGCCCCGAACGACUUCGUAUAACACCAGUUAAAACCGAGGUCGUCGAACCGGGAUGCAGGCUCCCGCAGAAUUUCUCCGGCGAAUGGAUCAACACGGCCAAUCUAGACGCAGACGUCGUAAUUAACGAGACGCAUAUCAUAGAGACUUGGUAUCCCGAUACGACCCGUUAUCGAAAAACCAUCUACGUCUGCCGACAACAGAGGGACACUCGAGUAAUGAUGGCCAGACUCACAGUAGACGGAUGUCAAAAGGAUUAUAUAUGUUUCAACUUCAUUCCGCGCCAUCACAACGUCAUAAGGUACAGAAAAGGCAUAGCGGUUAUAAAAGAUGACUUUUCAACUGUAUGCUCUUGGGUACAGUUUAAAAACCAGGAAGCUUGGAUUUACAGCACUUUCCUCUCUGCUAAACCAGUACCGGUCAGGUGUCCGGUGGCCGGCAAGUUCAACUUCACCCAGCGAGGUGACGUACCAUUUGAAACAAGAAUACUUGGUGGUGUAACGCUAUCGCCAAGGCCGACACUGUACUGCAAGCAAAACAUAUCCGACUUCUCGGUGUGCGACAUCGACCAGAAGGAGAUAGACAUCGACGAAACGUACUGUCUCACUGUUGACUACCUCGGCAGGCCUAGCGAUAUAUACAGUGAUCCUGAUUAUAGAAUGAAGUGUAUUGGAUUCUGGAAGGAAAAUCUCAAAUCGUACCUCAUAACUUAUGACGAGCUGGAUGCUUUCAGCAAAUACAGAUGCUGGGUUUACCAAAGGGCUGAUUUGAACCGUAUCCUUAUGUCUCAAUCCCUGGGCGCUUACUGCAGCCUGAAUCAGGAUGUCACAUCCUGGAACCACACGGAAGGAGCCGCCGUAGCGAUCGACAUGAUAGAAUAUGAAAGAGAACGGGAUCAGUGCCCGAUGUACUUCGACGACGGUUCGAACCCGUGGCUCCACUCUGAGAACUACAUCAAAGUGUUCCACUUUGGAUCGGGCGUGAGCCGUACUGCGUUGGCCAACAUGGGCACAGCUUGCGCUCUGACCCUCUUGGCCAUUUUUUUAUAAUAGGAGCCCUAUACGUACGGGAGACGAGGUACACCCCCGUCCUAUAGGCUCAAAGGGCGGUUAAUUUUUUUGCCCGAUCUUGUUUUUUUUAUAUAUUUUUCCUUUUUUUAACGAUUCCGUCCAAAGUAUAAUAAAGACUUUUGUAAAUAGUCAAUUUACAUUUCUUUAUUUUUACAAUAUGUAAUUGUAUUUAAAGAAAAGAAAAAAAAAUUUGCUAGUACUAAGCAUGCAGAAACUUUUCAGUCGACCUUUGAACAACUAUUGACACUGCAUCAUCAUAAUCAUAUCACAAUUUAAAAAUUGAUAGGCCAGAAUAAAAUAGAUGAAAUUGUAAUUUUCAUAUUAAUGAUUACAUUUUAUUAAAAGCACCCCUCAUACACACACAACACACACACAAAAAUCAUACUUUUGACAAUUCCGGUCCUAUUUUUAUCCGCAUCAUAUAUUCUUAAUGAACGAUAUUCAUAAAUAAUCAAUUGAUAGGUAUAUUUUCUAUUUAUAUUAUUAAACGAUAAUAUUUUUAUUUUUUUGUUUGU